UAUUUUGAAUCUUAGUAAAAUUUUCUGUACACUCUAAAUCAACUUAUGUAAUAUGUAAGAAAAUAUAUGAAGUAUGUAAGGAAUAUGCACGCAAUAAGAAUAAUCCUCUGCAGUGGCGGCUGGUGACUAAAAUAUUGACAGUUCAAAAUGACAUAUUAUAAAUCUCAGUACAUAUUUAGCUAAAAUAUAAUAUAUAUUUUUAAAACAUCAAUUUUAAAACGAAAAAUCGUGUAUAUUUUUACAAAUUACAAGUUUUAAUGAAUCCAAGAUUAAUAUAAUUCAAAAUUGCAUAAUGAUUGUUUGAAAACAAGCAACAGGUGGCACUUGUACAAGAACGUGUUUGUUAUUUUCCCAAAUAAGAAUAAUAAACUAAAUAAAUUCAACUGGUUGUUUCGACAAAGUUUUUUAUUUGACUUGUUCUAAAUUUAACACGGAAGCGUGAAAAAUGGAGAACGUGGUCCAUACCCGCACCAGAGUGUACAUCAGUUCCACGAUGGAUGUAAAAUCGCGAGUGCGGAAUUGGUGGAAGAGGUUACGUUUGAAAAAUGCGCUACAGCAUCUCGGACUGUUAGUGAUGUUGAUGGGUUAUACGCUGGCAGGAGGAAUGAUAUUUAGACACUUCGAGUACCCAGCAGAAAUAGUCAGGACGAGACACUAUCAAUCUUUACUGCACGAGAAACGACAGUAUUUACUGGAAUUAAUAGUACACAAUGAUACAAAUACAGCAAUUAUAGUCACAAACGAAUUAAUCGAAUACGACAAAAUUUUGGAAGAUGCGUUUAUAGCUGGAAUAUCAGUGUAUCCUUCAGGGGAGAUAGAAAAAUGGACUACCUUGAAAGCUGUGUUCUUUUCGUCAACAGUACUUACAACUAUCGGUUAUGGACAUAUCGUCCCAAUGACUACUGAAGGUCGAGCAUUUUGUAUGGUUUUUGCUUUUAUCGGAAUUCCUCUAACUCUAACAGUAAUAGCUGAUUGGGGAAGAUUGUUCGCAAGUACCGUUUCUACAAUAUUCAGACACAUCCCACCACUGCCAUCUAGAUUCAGGAACGCCGUUGUUGCCAGAAGGACCUCUUCCUACGCAUUAAGCGCGAUUUGCUUCCUGUUUCUGUAUCUAGCAGUAGGAGCAGGACUAUUCGUUAUCUGGGAGGAAGACUGGACGUUUUUCGAAGGUUUUUACUUCUGCUUUAUUACAAUGACCACAAUAGGAUUCGGAGAUCUUGUACCAAAACAACCGAAAUAUAUGCUACUCUGUACCUUGUACAUUCUGGUAGGACUUGCGUUGACAUCAACAAUCAUUGAGUUAGUACGAAGACAAUACGCACAAUCUUGGAGGCAGCUACGAGCGCUGCGAGGACCUCUAGCGGAAAAUUUCAGGAAAUUAGCUGAAAAUGCACCUGGAUUAGACGUUUUAGCUUUUCAACAGGAUCUUAUGAAAGUUUUGACUGUGGUCACAAUGCCCAAACUCCACGGCAAAAGGGGUAAGAAAAUCAAAGACAAGGAUUGGGAGAAUGCCAUCGAGGCUGCAAUCAGAGAUCUCACAGCAAACGCUACGGAGCACAAACCGCAACAAGUUUUACAAAUAGUCAUCUACGAAAGUUCGGUGUGAAUAAGAACCAAAUCUUCCACAAGAGACUUCCAUUUUCGAUAAUCGAUUUGAAAUAAAUCGGACUCUUUUAUUCCAUCGUACACAUUACUGAUUCAAUUUUAAAGAUUUAUAAUGUUCCUAUCUUAUGUCAAUAAAUUGAAUAAAAAAUGUUUAUCAAG
Messenger RNA from Psylliodes chrysocephalus, 1764 nucleotides. Lineage: Eukaryota; Metazoa; Arthropoda; Insecta; Coleoptera; Chrysomelidae. The record is from the annotation of a GenBank genome assembly.